Messenger RNA from Astrephomene gubernaculifera, 7713 nucleotides. NCBI's taxonomy places the organism in Eukaryota, Viridiplantae, Chlorophyta, Chlorophyceae, Chlamydomonadales, Astrephomenaceae. The record is from the annotation of a GenBank genome assembly.
UGCAUAGUGACGUCGCGGUGCUUCAUCGACCGACGGAGGCUUACAAAGCGGUGACGUUUACAGUAGUAUCGAUUGUUAACGGGCUUGAGUAACCAGCUGCCACAUUGCAACGCAAGACUCUAUAGCUAGCAAACCGCUCUCUUGCAGCAGCAUACAGAGACUGACAAGCGAAGCUGUGGAGGGACGCUGACAUUUCGGCCGAUACCAAUGGGGCUGGAGUUUAGGCCGACGGACAGCGAGGGUAUCUAGUGGGUGUGUCCCAGACUCCGUAAGGACUCCAGCAACGCGCUCUCAGCGAAUAGUUUUAUAGGACUAGAGCGAUGCCUGGGGAUUCUUGCGGUAAGGUAUCGCCGCCUGGGCGAGUCGGUCAUGUUCCUUCGGCGUCGGACGCUGUACCUCCAAUGGCGCAGAGCACUGGCAGUGGUAGCAGCGGUAGUAGCGAGGUUCGAGAGGGACUUCAGCGCUCGACUUCGUCGGGUCAAACAGUUGACCCGCACACGGUUGGUUUGGCGUCCUCUGCCGGCGUCGCCAUUUCCAUUCCAAGCGCUAGGGAACAGCACGCGCUUUGGCACGAGCAGCCCCAUGCGCAAUGGCCACCUCUUUCCCUUUCCGAAAGAAACCGCUUGGUAGAGGAGAAAGGCCCUGAAGCGGGCCGGGUUGUACAUUUCCAUCCUCGUGAUUUGGUUGGCAACAAUGACGGUGGCUCCGUCGCAUUGUCUGCCCCCGUGUCACAUUACGCCCAAGAUGCGCUUGGGCCCAAACAGCUGCUUUUGGCACGCAAUUUGAGCCAGGAUUCGUACGACCAAGCAGGAGCAACAGCAGACCCUGCCGACAUCCAUCCUCCUGGCGGGCCCUCAGCUCUUGCCAAGCCCAGCUGCGAGACAGCCUCUAUGCAGGGCUGUCUGGAAGAUCCCGCUGUACGGCAACCCGGUGCCACGACGCAGCCGGCCUCGCCUGCUCCCAGGGUGAUGGCGCUUGCUGCAGCUGCCGCUGCUGCCGCCGGCGCUGCUGUUGAGGAGGUGCAGCCGGGUGGGUCCGGCAGGUCACCGAGGGGCAGCAGCGGACUGACGGCCGCCGCGGAUGCACAGAUGGCGACCCAACGACAUGCGGCCCGCAUUGCGCCGCAGUUCCAGCCUGCCGCUGCCGGGAGUGAUGCCAGGGUCCGUGUUGGCGGCGGUGACAGCGAAGCGGAGGCGGGGGAGGAUGCUGAUGUGGAGGCGGCCAGGAUGGGAGCUGGCAGGGGCCCUGAUAGCGGCGGCAGUGGCGGUGAUGCUGCGGAUGACGAGGUGCCGCAGGCGCUGCUCCGAAGCAACCAGCAGCAACCGCAGCCAGCAGCCUUGGGGGGCAGCCAUCCUCCGCAGCAGCCGCUUCGCAGCCACCACCACCUCAUCCAACAACUAGCCCAGGGGCUUGCAGCCGACCUGGACGGCGGCGGAGGCGGCGCCGCCGCAGCAGCAGCGGCCCUGGCCGUCGCCGGAGCUGCCGUACUACCAUCCUCCGAGCGCUGCCUGCCCGCCGGCGCCUGGCAGGCGGCUGCCAAGGUGGCUGCGGAGGCUGCCAGCGAGCAGGGCGGAGAGACGGAGAGCGGGCAGUUCGACGCCGCAUCGCUCAAGGUACCGCUGCCGGGCGCCGUGGACGUGACGGUGGCGGUGCGGGUGGCCAACGGCGGUCGGGCGAACGAUGACGAGACGCGCGGCGGCGGGUUCUACACGCGCGGGCCGGUGUGCGGCGUGUUCGACCCCAAGCUCUACAUGAGCCGCAUGGACUGCAUCCGCUACCAGGGCUACCUGGUCAGCAGGAGCCACUUUGAAAAGGUGGGGGGCAGCAACAUGGCCAAGUGGUACCGCUCCAUCCGUGUGCUGCCCGACCUGGAGCCGCUUGGCGAGUGGCUGGAGCGGCACGGCCUGCCGGUCUUCAAGGGCGCCGCGCGCCGCAGCCGCCCGCGCAGCCGGCUGCAGUUCCUGCUGUCGCCGGCUGCCAUGGGUCUCACGCCCAGUGAAAUUGCGGCCAGUGCUGGGGCUGCGGGCGGGGGCGCUGGUGAUAGCGCCGGUCUUUCGCAUGCAGCACGGGGAGGGUACGGCGAGCCGUACGGCGCGCAGGGAGGAGCUGGUGAAGAGCCCAGCGAGCCCCCGUCUGAGACGCCGUCCAAGCGGCGGGCGGCAGCUGCCGCUGCAGCGGCGGCGGCAGCGGCGGCUAACGACAACUGCGGCGGCUCCUCCUCCGGCGCGGACGGCGAUGAGACCUUCCGGCCGCCCAAGCGACGCAACGCUGAACCCUCGGAGCCUUCCCUGCGUCAGCAGGAGCAGCACCACCUGCAGCUGCUGCAGCAGCAGCGGAGUGAGUCGCAGUUCCUGUUGGCGCGGCGGGCGGCGGCGGAUGCGGGGGCGAUGGUGCGACAGGGCUCGGCGGGCAUGCCUGCAAGCGGUGGCGGCGGCGGGGGAUCCGCAUCUGGGUCGGAGCGGCGCGGCAGAGGCGGGGACAGGAUGCCGUCUGAGGAGCCGAAUGAGGACGAGGCGGAGGGCACAGCGGCGCUGAUAUCGCUCAGCGGCCUGCCCCGGAACGCUGUCGAGGUGGUGGAGACGGUGCGUGGUGCGGUUUCGCCGAGAAGACUGAAGCAGGUGCCGCGACGGCGGGGUGGUGCCGUCAAGCGGGAGAGCGGGGAGGAGGAGGAGGUGGAGGAGGACAGUGGAGGCGAGGGUGAAGCGCGUACGGAGGCCGUCGGCGUCGGCGCUGACGGGGGUGGCAGGUACGGCAGGUGUGGCCCCAUGGGUGCGCAAACCGAGCAGUUUGCUGGCGGCAGGGCCGCCACGGCGGGAGCGGUGCCGCGGGGAGGGCCGUACGGUGCUGCCGUACCAUCGGGCGCUUCCUCCGCCGCCUUUGCUGUCACCACCGGCGCCAUGCGGACGCAGUCGGGGGGCCUAGCGGGGGCUGCUGGUCUCCCGCCCUCCGCGGCGGCGGCGGCGGCGCCAACAGACAUGGGUGCGGCUCGGCGCGUGCUGACGAGGAUGAUGCAUGUCGAUGCAUCGGUGGCGGCCAUGGCGUCGGCUGCAGGGCUGCGAGGCAGGGGGGUGGUUGGGGAGCUGUCCGAGGACACACUGGCUGCGGCAGCAGCAGCGGCGGCGGCGGCGGGCAAGGGAGACGUGCGGCUUGCACACGCUCGGGCGGCUUGGGCCGCAGCGGGUGUGGACGCCUCUGCAGGUGCGGACGCAUUGGCGAGCAGCCCGGGCGUCGGCAGCGGUGCUGGUGGUGUUGGCUUCAUGGAGGGACAUGGAGUGAUGGAUACGGCGGCGGCUGUGGCCAGGGCUCGUGCGGCAGCAGCCGCUGCGGCGACUGCAGCUGCAAAAUCCGCCGUCGCGCGGGAAGCGUCCAUGGCAGUAGCAGCGGCGGCAUCGAAAGGCGGCUUGCCGCUGCCACCCCCGCGCAACGGCAGGUCUCCCCUCCUUGGAUCCGCCGCCGACACCGGCGGCGGCAACGGCAAUGACGACCGAAGCAUGGAGGAGGCGGAGCCAGGGUUUAACCAGGGCUACAAUGCUGCCGAGGAAAACGGCAUUGACGAUGACUCAGCACUGGUAGACGACACGCAGCUUCGGCUUCAGCUCAUGACCGCCGGUGCGCCCGCGCUGCUGCUGUCCAUCCGGAUCGAACAGGAGCAGCUGCUGCGGCGGCUGCGGCAGCUGCAACAGCUGGAGCGGCGGCUGCAAGUGCUGCAGCAACCGCCGCCGCCGCUUCCGCAGCAACAGCAGUUCAAGCAGCAGCACGGAGGAGGCGGCGGAAUGGUAGGGCCAGCUGGGCUGCUCCUUGGUGGCAUGGGUGCCGGCGGCUUUCGUGGCCUGCCCCGCUUUGCCGAAGCUGGCGGAGGUGGUGGUGCUGGUGGCGGCAUGGACGGCGGCUACCAUGCAGCAGCAGCAGCGGCGGCGGCAGCUGAGAUGGCGGGUCGGGGCAUGCUGGGCCUGCCGCCAGGGGUUGCGCUAGCUGCGGCAGGCCUCAACGGCGGCGGCCUGGGGGCCAGCAGCCGCAACGGCGGCGGCCGUGCACGGGGUACACCUCCUCCCCCCGCGUACGUCAGGAUUGGGAGCGUACGCAUGGUCGGCAGCGGCCCAGGGCUGCCGGCUGCGGAAGAUGAGGAGUUGCCCGUCGGCAGCGGCGGUGGUCUUUCGGCGGCGGCUGUUGCUGCGGCUGGGCUGACGCAGGAGGCGAUUAACGGUGUGGUGAUGCGGCAGCUCAUGGCGCAGGCUCGUGGCUAUGAGGCGCCGCCGCCAGGGGCAGCGGGUCGGCCGCCGACUGGGAGUCGAGCUGGCAAUGUUGGCGGCAGGGUGCCUGCGCGCGGGGAUGUUGCGUCGGUUCCGCGCAUUCCGCAUGUGCCGUACGGGAUGCCGUCGUACUCACGCCGUCCACCGCCGUACGCGGAUGGUUCUGCAGGCGGCGGCGAGUGGGCGUAGUAAAGCAGAAGGGCGAGCGAGGGUUGGGUUGUGCAUGUAAGCAUGGUGAGUCAAUUGUGGGGGGCCAGGAGCAUCGUUUGUGAGCCGGGAAGGAGGCGGACAGCAACCGUUUUCAAGCUGCGACUAAGUAAUGGAGGGUGGCGUGCAUAAUUGUUCUUUUUUUGCCAAGUUCAUACAUGGGCCUGCUCAUUCUUUUAACUGGGGGGGGGUGUUUGGGUGGUCACGUUUCCUCAUUCCCAUGCCCAGUAUGGGUGGUAUCUCAGCAACGAGUUCUUAUUGAAGCCGCACCCGGGGUGCGUGUUUGACCUGGGCGCUAUGUGUCUAUUGUGGUUAUUGCGGACAUGCGAAUGCUAUCAGCGGUGCUUGCAUGACGACCUAGGGGCAUGCAUGUGUGCAUCCCAUCGGUGUUGGCACAGUUACAGUUUCAGUCUGUACGCGUGUACAGUGUGUCCGUACGAGCCAGGGGGGCCAAGGACACUAUAAGAAUUAAAUUCAGUCUGAGUAAGGGUCCCCUACAGGCCUCCGUUUAGGGGCUCUGCGCAAGUGGUUUCUAGCAGACAUGCGGGUCUCCCAAUCUGGUGGCAGCUCUCCUGCUUUUAGCAACCGCACACGGGGGAGAGGGAGGGCGUGGAGCGAUCAGCUAUUCGGUGGGGUGGGAGGUAAAGAGGAAGAGAGGAAUAACCGGUAACCAUGUUUCAAGGCAUUCGAUGGAGUUGAUGGAGGCAGUUGCCGUGCCAUGCCGUUCUGCCAAUUGGGCUGCUAGGUACAGGUCAUACGUUUAUCUGGAUACCUCUGCCUGAUAACACUGUGCGUGGGUUGCAUGCAUGAGUGCAGCUUCAAGUUAAGAAAACUUAGUAAGGGAAAUGCUGUGUUUAUUGUAUUACUACGGUUUGCUGCGCUAAAGCUAAGACUACCAUAAACCAGUGGACAGACAGCGCCUGGGGUUGCAGCCACUAUACGUGGCCAGAUUCCGAUUCUGACGUGCGCAAUGAAAGCGACGAACAUGAUUUUUGUUUGUUCUUUGGUCCUUGGCGUCAAUCACCUCGUCUUCGCUGCCGUACAUGCGCACAGCGGCGAACUUGUUGGUGCCACACGUGCAGCGCCGCGCUAGCAAGCACUUGUGCUCGUCCCCUGCUGUGCCCUUUCGUCCGCUGUGGGUAUAAUCGGGACGUGCAUUCGGUGGGUAGCGAGGCACGGGUGACCCCAAACAGCUCCAGUAGCAUGGAUGCGUUCAUGGGGAGCAUACGGAUGCGCAGCCACCCAUAAGGAUGCGCAGCCGCCCUGUGCCCGGACGAUGUGGUUCUUUCUUUGUGGGGUUCUUCUUGUUGAUCUUUGCAGUCUCCAGCUGUGAAGGAUGCUUCCAGUUUUUUCCCUUGGCUGGAAGACUAGGGCUGUUCUGGGCGCGUUCUUCCUGCGGUAGAGCGGUAGGGACGUUACGCAUGCGCUGCUAGGGGGGGCUAUGGGCAUCCUCCUCCAUCGCACCAUGUUGUGCUGGCGGAGGGUGUACAAGUUUCGGGCGCCCUCCUUUACCAUCGUGUUUGUUGGCAAGGCGUCAACGUGCCUCACGUAGGGCUGAGGAAGCCCGUGUAUGGCGUCUAUGAUUCCGGCCAAUAACUGCUUCCCUACCAAAUGUGUACAGGGUUCAAGAACGACUAAGUCCGUACAAUGGACCCAAGAAUGUGUAUCCAAGCUGUGAUUGAUGGUGUUUGCGUCUUGGGUUUGGACUGGUUUGGGCCAUGUUUCCCAUCUGUGAUAUCCCGAUUUGGUUGCAUGACGGCCUGACGUGUGCGCCUCACAAGUGUAGGACUGUUGUGUGAACAAGGGUUUACUCCCAAGGUGACGUUGGUGGUUGUGUUACGUGUUUAGUAGCAGUAGGUGUGGUGGUAUGGUGCACUUAGUUGGAUCGGGGCCCUCGGACUUAUAAAUGUUUUGGACGGUUUUACAUGUCAGAUCACGCAAUGCGGUGCACGCGUGGGCAGCCAUCCGGGUGCCGGUGGUCGGUCAUGCCGUUGACUGGUCUUCACUCACACCCUUUCACGGACCCAUGACCUCCUCAUUCAUCCGAAGGUGACAAAGGGCCCCGUCGUGUAAUUUCUUGAAUGAUACGGUGUCACGCCUUGUUACUGGCCGGGUAGCUCCUUCCUCUACUUCCGCGGCCGGAUGUCUGCUAGGAUUGAGCUCGUAGCAACUCGGCACGCUCCAUAUACCCGUAGAGCCUCCCAUGCACAGGAAAGUGCGCGGGCAAACUCAAGGGUCGAAUAGAAAGGUCGAAACCUAAUGCUACAGUCACAGAGUACGGCUGCUUAUGCCGUAACAGUUCAUUGGGUUGACCUGCACUGCUAACUUGUACUGGUACUGCAGUGUAAUCCUGGCUUCCUAACUGGUGCUGCUGGGCUCACGGCAACAAGUUAAUGAGACCCCCGUCAGGAGCUUCUUGUUGUGCGGGGCAGGCCUUGCGGGCAAUCCGGGAUGGCAGUCCUGCGAACUUGCCAGCAGCAUGGUCGCGGAGGAUAGGAUGCGGCUGUCUGGUGUCAAGGCUGUGGGCGACGUGAAAGCCGUAUGCGCGUGUCGGUGUUCAUAGGGUAUACCGAUUGGCUGACCCGUGGGUCGUCCUUGGCGGUUGGCGUUCUGAGUGCCAGCCCUACUGAGACGUGUGCCUCUGUACCUGUGUAACCGCACGUCUCCAAUCGUUGGUUAAGGGGCCGGCUUCCGUACACAGUCCAUGGCAGGCGCCGAUUUCCGUACACAGUCCGCUAACGAGAAGAUGCGGGACCCCGCCUGGUGUCGCUGCUCUCAAGAGUACCGCGACCAAGGUUCGUCAACUCCCAGUGGUACAGCUAUACUGCGAUGCUUAUAGAUCCAUUCGUAGAGCUGGACACCGGGGCCAAAACUAUUGGUGUUGGAAUCAUAAAGAGGCACUGCAUGUAUGCGCCGCUUAAGGGAGCCUGCUUGUGGGAAUGGGGCUGACGGUAUUACAAUUUUACUUGGGUCUUUCCUUGCGAAUAGGUUGCAUGGGCCGGGAUGGGCUUUUAUCGCGCUGGGCUGCUUUUCAAACGCCUUCCAACGCAUUGCAGAUCUACGCCUCAGGUCAUGGGUGCUAGUGCGUGGGGUGAUGCGGCAUUCAAAGUUUUUGAUUGACGGCUCUUUGGAGAAUGGGUUCAUGUCCAUAACUUCGCUGUGUAGCGCUGGGUAUUGCUGGCGUGACUUCUGCUGGGCAUACAUCCCACGGUGCAGGCAAGAGGCGCUUUUCAACAUACGCCAAGGCGUAAACGGG